Cephus cinctus (wheat stem sawfly) is the source of this 3620-nucleotide messenger RNA. RefSeq names its product aminopeptidase Ey (gene superdeath). Gene Ontology annotation, biological process: proteolysis; peptide catabolic process. The transcript has 13 exons. The record is from RefSeq and is a predicted model, not a curated record. The coding region runs from base 1 to 2967 and encodes 988 amino acids. NCBI's taxonomy places the organism in Eukaryota, Metazoa, Arthropoda, Insecta, Hymenoptera, Cephidae. Gene Ontology annotation, cellular component: cytoplasm. Gene Ontology annotation, molecular function: zinc ion binding; peptide binding; metalloaminopeptidase activity.
AUGACACAGUCCCGCGAGGUACUGGCAAUGAUGGACGCUCACACAACAACAUUCGGUCGCAAGAGGGGUUGCACAAUAUCAAGAUGCGGAGGAUUCCUUCUGGGUGCACUCUUCGUAUUGUGUCUUGUAGCGACUGGACUUUUGGUUUAUCACUUCGCACCCUGCUUGAACGGCCGUUCUGUAACGAUCAAUGGCAGCAAUGAUCCCCGGGACGAUACCAUGAUGGAAACUGCCAGAUCAUUUUCAGCCUCCACAGCGAACAAGAAGAAGAUCGACGUCAGGUUACCAAGAUCCAUUGUUCCACAUUCCUACGAGUUGAAGCUCAUUCCUUUCAUUUGGGAAGGCAACUUCACUUUCCAUGGGGAAGUGAGAAUUUUGGUGAACGUCACCCAAGAUACGGAAAAUGUCACUCUACAUGCAGUUGACAUGAAGAUAGAUGAAAAUCAUACGAGCAUAAGGGAAUACUCCUCGACGGCUGGUGCUUCGGUUAACAGGACGCUGAAAAUUGACUGUCAAAAAAAUGACACUGCCAGACAAUUUCAUAUUAUACAAACAACGGAUACGCUAAAAAAGGGCAAACAAUAUACGGUGUAUUUAAAAUUCACCGGUUACCUGAACGACUAUCUUCAAGGCUUCUACAGAAGUUCGUACACCGUUGGAAAUCAGACCAGAUGGAUAGCCACGACACAGUUUCAGGCAACGGAUGCACGCCGUGCUUUUCCAUGCUUUGACGAACCAGCCCUUAAAGCCAGCUUCCAGAUUAGCAUUGCUCGUCCAAAGAACAUGACGUCAAUUUCGAACAUGCCCAGGAAAGGAGAACCUCAGCCAGUAUCUGGCAUACCAAACUAUCUAUGGGACCAUUACGAACGCUCUGUACCAAUGUCCACUUACUUGGUAGCAUUCAUUGUGUCUGACUUUGAAGUUUUGAGAUCCCCAUCCGGCAAUUUCAGUGUGUGGGCCCGUAGCGAGGCUAUCAAUCAGUCUUUGUACAGUUUGGAUAUUGGACCCAAAGUUUUAGAGUAUUUCGAAGAUUACUUCAAGAUUAAGUUUCCGUUGCCCAAAAUGGACAUGGUUGCUCUUCCUGAUUUUUCGGCCGGUGCUAUGGAAAAUUGGGGUCUCAUCACUUAUAGAGAAACUGCCAUGUUGUAUCAAGAAGGUGUAUCGACCAGUAGUAAUCAACAGCGCGUCGCUACUGUUGUGUCCCAUGAACUUGCUCAUCAGUGGUUUGGAAAUUUGGUGACGCCAAGUUGGUGGACCGAUUUGUGGUUGAACGAAGGUUUCGCCAGUUACGUCGAGUACAUUGGAAUGAACGCGGUGGAACCAAAAUGGAAGGUCUUGGAACAAUUCGUCGUACACGAAUUGCAAAAUGUCUUCAGUCUGGAUGCCCUGGAGUCAUCGCAUCCGAUUUCUAUCGAGGUUGGACAUCCAGAUGAAAUUAGCGAAAUUUUUGAUAGAAUUUCAUAUGGGAAAGGUGCUUCUAUUAUUCGUAUGAUGGACCAUUUCCUCACUACGGAAGUUUUUAAACGCGGCCUAACCAAUUACUUGAACAGCAAAGCUUAUCGGAGCGCCGAACAAAAUGAUUUGUGGGAAGCUCUCACAAAACAAGCGCACAAAGACGGUGUGCUCAGUUCGGACAAAACUGUGAAGGAGAUUAUGGAUACUUGGACUUUGCAAACUGGAUUCCCAGUUGUCACUGUUAUUCGUGAUUACAACAGGGGCAGCGCCUCAUUGACUCAGGAACGAUUCAUGCUACGGAAUGGUACAACAGUCGUGGAGUACAAAGAAAAACCAAAAUGGUGGAUUCCGAUAACUUACACUACUGAAAGUUCUAAGAAUUUCGGAAUUACACGGCCAUCUCAUUGGAUGGAAGCUGAAACGUCUCUGACACUUCCUAAUCUUGGUGCAAACUCAUCACAGUGGGUGAUCUUCAAUGUCCAAGAAACUGGGUACUAUCGAGUAAAUUACGAUAAAACAAACUGGCAGCUCAUCAUUAAACAAUUGAACAACGUGAUGUUCCGUGACAUAGGAACGAUCAACAGAGCCCAAUUGAUAGACGAUGCUCUCAAUUUAGCCAGAGCCGGAAGAUUGGAUUAUACAACUGCACUGGACGUAACGUCUUAUCUUGCUCAUGAAACUGAAUAUCUUCCAUGGAAGGCAGCACUCACAGCCAUGGGUUAUUUGGAUAACAUGUUGAUCAAAUUUCCGGGUUACGAUAAAUUCAGGAUUCAUGCCCUUAAAUUAUUGGACAAUGUAUAUAAACAAACUGGAUUCAAAGAUACACCAGGGGAUCCACAAUUGACUGUCUUCACUCGUAUCGACGUCUUAAGUUGGGCCUGCAGUUUUGGGCACGAAGAUUGUGUACGCAAUGCAGUCACCCAGUUUCACAAUUGGCGCAACGCACCCAAUCCCGACAAGAACAAUCCAGUUUCGCCCAAUUUGAAGAGCGUCGUUUACUGUACGGCUAUGCGUGCCGGUGGCGAAGCUGAAUGGGACUUUGCUUGGCAACGUUACUUAAAAACAAAUGUAGGCUCCGAAAAGGAUCUCUUGCUUAACGCUCUUGGAUGCACGAGAGAAACUUGGAUAUUGAGUAGAUACUUGGAUUGGGCAAUUACCGAUAAUUCCGGAAUUAGAAAACAAGACGCGGCUCGCGUAUUUGGUUCGGUUGCGAACAACGUCAUUGGUCAACCGUUGGCCUUCAACUUCUUGCGCAACAAGUGGGCGCGUCUUAAAGAAUAUUUUGGUACGUCACUGUUGACAAUCAACAACAUCGUCAAAUCGUCCACAAAGAGAAUGAACACCAGGUUCGAGCUCAAGGACUUGUUGGAAUUCGUUACGGAACACAGAGAGGAAUUGGGAACUGCAACAAGAACCGUUCAACAGGCUAUGGAACAAGCCGAAGCCAAUAUACGGUGGCUGGAACGCAAUCACGCAACAAUUCGCGAGUGGCUGAACCGAAACACAGCAUAAACCUUGACGCACAAGUUUUAAUUGCGAAAUCGAUAGGCUGGGAGCAGAAAUCCUUUCUUGUGCAGAGUCCAGCUAACUCGUUGACCUUUUUCUAUCCCACUGUCGUACCGCGUCGAGGAAUCUCAACUUUCAAUUAAUCUUAUCGUCAAUAAUUGCCAAAUGUCUAUGGAGUUCGUAAGACACAUAAGUCUCUUGUAAGUACUUGUAAAUAUAUAAUAUGCAUAUAUGUAUGUAUAUCCAUGGUACAUACAUAUAAACAUGCGGGAUAUUAAUAUAUAUAUAUAUACACCCAUAUAUAUAUAUAUAUGAAUAUUUAAAAUCUAAUUUAUGCUAUAAUCUAAGAAUUAUUAAGAAAUUCGGCGAUAUCUUGCCGCUUAGAAUUUUCAUUGACAUUUUCAUAAUUUUCAUCUCGGUACGCGGAUACAAUUGUCUUUCGUAUAUAGAGAAAUAUAUAAAAACUAUGGCCAAUCUAAGUGAAACGUCUUUUACCUGCGCUCAAUGUGCUCAAAAUAUACUUCGUUCAUUUUUCGAAAAAACAACACUUGGAUUCACAAUUGAUUCGAGUUCAAAGGCCAAAUGGAUUGUGUUGACGUGAUUGUAUAAUGAACCAUAAAACGCACAAUUUUUAAUUAAAAAUUAUUUUAAAAAACGUA